UAAUGAUAUCUAUGGACAACACAAAUUACAUGCAUGCAUGCAUGUGUUUUAUUUUGCCUGAUUUUUCAAUACAGUAAACAUCAGACGAUAUGAAAGAAUCUGUAGAAAAUGCUGUGCUAGAUAAAUUUCAUCGUUCUCAAGAAUUAUCUUCAAUUCUGAAUAACAAUAAUAAAGAACAAUCGGAUCAACAUGUACAACAACAAGCUGUAGAAGUAUUAGACGAAUUCGAUGGAAUACAAAAACAACGACAGAAAAGUUUGAAAAAAUCCAAGAAACAAUUCAAAAAACAACAACAACAGCAGCAAAAGGAACAUGAAGAGCAAGUUUCCGAAUCGACGAAUAAGGAACGAAAAUCAGACAAAGCACUUGCCUAUCUAAAACAAUGGAAAAAACAUCAUGAUGAUUGGAAAUUUAAGAAAAUCCUACAUGUUUGGUUAAUGAAAAAUUGGAAAAAUGUGGAUAAAUUUCCAGAUAAACGAUUUAAAAUUUUUCUUAAAUAUCUUCAUGCACAAAAUAGCCAAAGUCAGGCUUUAUCAAGACUCAAACAAGAAGCACAACUAAUGAUUGAUGAUACAUCCAUUGAAGAAUCGAUUCGUGAACGUUCACGAUCCAUAUUGCAAUGGUUGACAUAAGUUCAUGUUGUGGUGGUGAUGGACCAUCUUGGUUCAUUGAUUCAUAUUUUUCUUUCACUCUUGUAAUCAUCUAUUUCAUUUGU
Molecule: messenger RNA, 715 nt
Organism: Dermatophagoides farinae (American house dust mite)
Lineage: Eukaryota; Metazoa; Arthropoda; Arachnida; Sarcoptiformes; Pyroglyphidae
Source: RefSeq, a predicted model, not a curated record